This is a messenger RNA of Suillus fuscotomentosus, 438 nucleotides long. RefSeq lists its product as uncharacterized. The record is from RefSeq and is a predicted model, not a curated record. NCBI's taxonomy places the organism in Eukaryota, Fungi, Basidiomycota, Agaricomycetes, Boletales, Suillaceae. The transcript has a single exon. The annotation marks the transcript as partial.
GGUGUACUUGAGGAUCGCUUAAUUCAUGAAUGUUUAGAUAUUGUCCUGUGUCCGCUCAAGCAGGCUGCACAUGAAGGAGUCAUGUUAUCAGGCCCUGUUGGACAUAGCUGCUAUUGUUUUACCCCCCUGGCAAGCUAUAUUGUUGACACUUCAGAGGCUAUGAUGCUAGCUACUGUCAGUGGGAAAACAUCUCUGGUUACCAUGGCCAUGUUCAAGCAGUUCAGAGACCCUUUCCAUCAUGAACCUUGCAUGAAAUCAACCACACUUACACAGCUGGCUGUCAUUCAAACAAGGGCAGAUCCCAACAAUAUUGAAGCCUUCUUUCGUGAAGUGCAGAAAUUUUGCCUGAAUGGUGUCUCUCAACCUUUCUGGCAGGACUGGACCCUUGGUGAACCAUCUCAUUUCCUCACUCCAGAAUUUCUGCAUCUCAUUCACUGA